Molecule: messenger RNA, 3558 nt
Organism: Lingula anatina
Lineage: Eukaryota; Metazoa; Brachiopoda; Lingulata; Lingulida; Lingulidae
Product: cell surface hyaluronidase
Source: RefSeq, a predicted model, not a curated record
UCGCACUUUGAUGAUAUUCAUCAGAAAUGCAACGUAGAAACGGAAAUGGAUCUUGGUACGGUUUUAUUCUUUUAUUAUUUGUGUUUCAAGGCGAUACUAGCGCGUGUCCGUGGGGAGAAACUGGCCUGAAGCCAUGGAGUGACCCACAGAGCUGGCCAGAGAACUCUGUGCCCACCGAGGACAGUGUUGUCAUCAUCGAAGACGGGUUGUCCAUACUGCUGGACACGUCACCCCCUCCUCUCAAAGCAAUUAAGAUCAGGCGUGACGGGCGUCUGAUAUGGGGGAUUAAUACGGAAGGGACUGAUCUACAUGUAAGCACUUACUACAUACUGAUUGCCAAUAACGGAUCUCUAAUUAUUGGGUCUGAAGAAUGCAAGUAUCCAGCAGAUAAGAAGGCUAUCAUUACACUUAGAGGGAAACGAGACGACAUCCCGGACGUGACAGACUUUGGGCAAAAGUUUAUAGGAGUAGACAAUGGAAACCUGGAAAUUCACGGAGCUGAUAAAAUAUCCUGGACGAAACUGACACAGUCCGUUGUGAAACCUUCGACAGCCGAUGAUGGACUCCUGUUCUCGCAUGAUUUGGGAAGCAGCUGGGACAAAUUUGACCGCGGUAUAUAUCUUUAUGAGUUCAAUUACAAAAAGAAGGAGCUUGUUGCAACGAACAAAACCGUUUAUGAGUCUAACGUUAGGCAGGACAUAGAAGAAGAUCUUCCAGCUAGAAUCAGGGAAAUGACUUCCGGUCAACUUGCCAUGUUGGCGGUUCGAGAAGAAGUCGUGCGCCCCGAUUCCACUUUUGAUUUGGAGCCCCUUCUGACGGCACUGGAGGAAAAGGGGGCCACACAGCUUAGGAAUUUCCAACAAGGAGACGCGUAUGCCGCCAUUUUUAUCAAAGGCAAGGAAGAGGACACGGUUGAAGAACUGGCCCAAAUGCGUGGACAUGUGUUCACCGAGACAAAAAUCUUGACCCUGACCAUCAAGGGUGCGAAGUACAUGGUCCAGAGUGGAAACAGUGUCAAACAACAGCCGAAGAGAUUGACAAAGCAACAAAGACAGUACGUGCGGUUUCAGGCUUUGGAACAGACUGAUUUUAGAACCACGUCGCUGUUCCUUGCAGAUGACGUUUCGUCGUGGAACGUAGGGGAUGAGAUACUGAUAGGAUCCACGGACUACAACUGGAUGCAGACAGAAAUAAGAACCGUCACAAAUGUGAGGAAGACGAGAGUGGAUUUAGACUCACCCUUGUGGUUUGAUCAUUUUGGUGAGAUGAUUGAUAAUGUAGACGAACGCGCGGACGUCGGGGUGCUCACCAGGAAUGUCGUCAUAAGGGGGGAACGUGAACUCUCUUGUUAUGGCGAUAAUCACUGCGACGUAUUUGACAUAGAUAUAUUUGGAGGACACUUGAAAGUACAUCACCAUUUUGGCUCUGUCAACAUUGAAGGCGCUGAGUUUGAGCACAUGGGGCAGCAUGCAGUUCUCGGAACCUACCCCAUCCAUUUUCACAUGUGUGGGGACACCGACACGACAGAGGGGGUGCCCAGUCCGUACGUUAGGCAGAACUCUAUUCACCACUCAGUAUCGCGCUGUGUUACCGUGCACGGCACCAGCGGUGUUCAGGUCGUGGACAACCUUGCCUACCUCAGUAUCGGCCACUGCUACUUCCUGGAGGACGGGUCGGAAAGGCGGACUGUAUUCGAUGGAAAUCUUGGUAUUGGGACAAUGAACGGGGUUCUCAUUCCCACCGACACCGCGCCAGCUACAUUUUGGAUAAAGAGCCCGGAUACUUACCUGAGAAACAACGUUGCUGGGGGUUCGGAGGAUAAGGGCAUUUGGAUAAUCUUUCCCGAGUCACCGAACGGGCUUUCAGCUUCAAUGGACCCUCCAGUGUGGGCGGAAGGCGAGGCCAGUAGAUUUCCUGUGCCUCAAAUUGAGAACAACGUGGUUCAUUCCAAUAGGGAUGGCUUUUUCAUGGACAACAAGUUAAGCUCCACGGAUGCUCUCCUUAAAGAAGGUAACGACUACAGACCGACGGAGGAGGUUGUCUUUAAGCGCAUAACUGCCUUUAAGAACUGGAAACAGAAUGUAUGGAUCAGAGGAAGCCCGCUGAGAUGUGACCAUUGCUCUUUAGCGGACAGCCCAAGAGGAAUAACGUAUGCUGUUGCCGGAGGCGACUUGGUGUAUUUGGUGAACAGUGUGCUCAUUGGGGAAUCGAAGAACAAGGGGGAGUCCGAAAUUUUGAAGUCGGUUACUGGAGACGGAAGCACCAGCUACCAAAAACUCGGAAAAUCUGUCCCGAAUUACAAAAAACUCGAUACUGCAUUUAAUGGCUUCAUCGUGUAUGACGUCACUCAGCAUGUUAGAGAUACGCACUUCAGUGGAUACGUCUCUGACGACUUUAGGCAAGGCGGAGCUUUAGGCUGGUUUAAGAACACCUUGGCGUUCUCUAUGACUGUCAACAGUGUCGCAAACCUCACAUUCGAUUUUGAGGAUGACACGAAUGGUAACCGCGUAUUCGAUGGCGACGGCUCAGGCGACUUUGGCACAGAAUUCGGCGAUCGAAAUGGCGACAAGAGUGCCAUUAUACACGACUAUGAUGGCAGCCUUACAGGCCACGCAGGCGCCCACGUGGUGAAGCCAAGGUGGUUCUAUAACACUCAUAACUGCUACAACGUUAGCAAUUGGAACAUGGCCGUGUGUCCUGAACGGUAUGCCAAGGUCCGUUUGAAUUCAAAACUCGACGGGGAUGCUUUGUUACAAGAUCUUUUCGUGGUCAGGGACGAUUUCCACGAACACCAAGAAGAGAUCAUCGGUGAAAAGUUAAAUACGAACCAUUUCUUAAUGAUAAACAACUACAACUACACCGUCCAUUUUGAUGGGAAAGUCGGAGACGAGGUCGAAAUGACAUUGGACGGUUUUGAAAAAAACGUCCACAGAAUACGCCUGGGACUUUGCUUUCCGAACGAUACGGAGUCAUUCGUUAUGACCUAUGACAAGACCCCUAUCGUAAUGGCGGCAAGCAUGGAGGAGUUCGAGAACGCCACCCAGACCGAUCCUUACACUGCGUAUUGGGACGUCAGCACAGGGUUACUCUUUCUGAGUUUGCAAGGCCUCGAGGAACGCGCAGAAAAUGACUGGAACGCCUGUCCCAAUAAAGAGUUGACGAGCCAAUGCCCGAAAGUGAAGAUUACCCGAAAUGGGGGCGGAAUGUUUGCGGCUUGCUACGAGCAUGCGUACGGACCGUACAUAGCCAGUACACCGCCAGCAGACGACACUGCACUUACCGCGCCAGGUUUAUUGCCGGCCACAAGCAUGCCUCAGAAUGUCGGAGCUGGAUUAACUCGACCAUUUCUCAUUCGAGAAAAUCCAUUUUAAGACAGACUGAUUUAUAGGAGGAUUUUUCCCCGAUAUUAUUCAAUCACGUUAUUUGAUAUAAUUUGAUCAACAUGGAGUUGGCUUCAGUGGAAACGACGGACCGGACUUUGGAUUUGGCAGUAUAAAAACAACCGCAACAGAUGUUGCAGUUUUGGCAUUCAUUGUAGUACAAAUAUGAUUAUGAAUA